CCUGCUGCCAACAAACAGCUGCUUAAACAAAACGAAAACGUAAACGCAAAAUUAGUUAGUUUAUUAUUUCUCAUUUCAGUCCAAAGCACAAAACUAAUAUUAACAAAUAAUAAGAGUGAGAGAGCAAACUAAUUGACUGCAAGUCACACCUGUGGCCACGUGAUACGAUUUCGACGUAAAGGUGAAAAACUGCAGUAGAGGAAUUGACAAAAAAAAAAAAGAAGAAAAAUGGCAAACUAUGACAAAAUCUCAAGCAUCUGUUUCCUGAUUUGGCUAAUCCAAGCAAAUGUAUCUCAAUCUAUUGCCGUGGCAGAGAAUCAAAGUUCGUUGCGUUAUCUACAGAAUGUGGAAAACCAUAACAACGAGCGACUGCAACAAAUAUUAAAGGGAGGCGGCGGCGGCAUAAGCGAAAUCAAUUGGCCACAAAUUCAAACCAAACAGGCCUUACCUGAUAUCAAAGCUGAAUUGGCCAAACUAAAUACCACCUUUGUCUAUCAGAAUGAUUGGCCAGCGAACAAAGUGAAAUUGGGUGCUGUAACAGCUGUAAGCUUCGAUAAGGCUGGCAAUGUGGUCAUCUUUCAUCGCGUGGAUCGCAUCUGGGGACCCAGAACCUUUGAUAAUGCCAAUGUAUAUAGAGAGAACUUUCGUGGACCAAUCAAAGAGAAUACCAUUCUGGGUCUAGAGCCGGCUACUGGUCAAGUUCUCUACGAAUGGGGCAAAAAUUUCUUCUACAUGCCUCAUGGAUUGACAGUGGAUCCCGAGGAUAAUGUGUGGGUGACUGAUGUGGCCAUGCAUCAGGUAUUUAAAUUUCCUCCACGCGGUGGUAAUGCUUCCAAGGCCCAGCCCUUGCUCACCUUGGGCACUGCAUUCCAGCCCGGUUCGGGCAAACAGAAAUUCUGCAAGCCCACCUCGGUGGCUGUGCUCAUUAAUGGAGAUUUCUUUGUGGCCGAUGGUUAUUGUAAUGCACGCAUCCUUAAAUACACUAAGGCGGGCGAAUUGAUCUUAACUUGGGGACAGAAUUCCUUUUCGGGUGUAUCCUAUGAUAUAGCACCACAAAAUUACUUUGCCAUUCCUCAUGCUUUGACCUUGGUGCCCGAAUUGGAGCUUUUGUGUGCAGCUGAUAGAGAAAAUGGCCGAGUUCAAUGUUUCUAUUCGUCUAAUGGAACAUUCCAUUCCCAAUAUCACAAUCCUUUGAUUGGAGAGCGUUUAUUUAGCAUGGCCUAUACACCAGCACAGGGAGGCGAAUUGGUAAUUGUGAAUGGACCCACCUCAGAAAUGGGUGAGAAUCCCCAACAUUAUAACGAAGUCCAUGGAUUUGUUUUGAAUAUGCGUACAAAACAAUUAAUUUCCAAAUUUGGACCAAAUAAUCAACAAUUCGAGAAUCCUCACGAUGUGGCCGUCACAUCAGAUGGCAAUGAAAUCUAUGUGGCCGAGUUAAAUCCCACGCGUAUACAUAAAUUUGUGCAUAAAUCAUUGGCCAAACCCAUGUCAAUGACGGCCAUCAAGGAGACGAAUCUAGCACAUGACGAAUCCUCAACGAAUACCGCGUCACCCAAUGGUAGCGGUGGUGGUGGUGGUGGUGGUGGUGGUGGGGAACAUCAUCCCAGUGCCAAAGCCAUUAUAGUGGCCUCACUUAUGUUACUUUUUGCUGGAUCCACAUUUGCUUUGGCCCUGAUUGUUCAGGCAAGGCGCCGGAAACGAGGUGGUUGCCUUCCCUUUGGCGCUCACAGUCGACGUCAUGCCUGGGAGAAAAAAGAAGGCUUUAAGUUGGGUGGCCUACUAGAUAGGGAUCGCAAUCGUAAUGGUUUCGAGAAACUGGAUCAAAAUGCCAGUGACGAGGAGCACGAGACAACAACGACGACGACAGCAACAACAACUCCAACACUUUCCAGUGCCCAAUUUGCUUAGGGCACACCAAGACCAAGAAGACUUAUUAUGUAAAGCUAAACUUAUACUAUAAAAAAACCGAAAAACACACACAUUCCUAGAUGUAGUUUUAACUACCUGUACCUCAGUGAAUUUAUUUAGACUAUUUUACAAUCGAUUAUAUAUAUAUAUUUUACACACUCGCUAUGAAGUACAGGUGAAAAAGUUAA
Molecule: messenger RNA, 2096 nt
Organism: Drosophila willistoni
Lineage: Eukaryota; Metazoa; Arthropoda; Insecta; Diptera; Drosophilidae
Gene: Pal1
Product: peptidyl-alpha-hydroxyglycine alpha-amidating lyase 1
Exons: 6
Coding region: 229-1908 (559 amino acids)
Biological process (GO): peptide metabolic process
Cellular component (GO): extracellular region; membrane
Molecular function (GO): protein binding; catalytic activity
Source: RefSeq, a predicted model, not a curated record